AUGUUUACGAACCUCCCGCUGUCGUUGUUGCUGGCUGUCUCCGCCGCGCUCUCCUUUGUUAACGUUGGCGCCCAGUCGACCUCGUCCGACAACUCGAUAUCUGAGAGCUCAACUUCAAUCUCGGGCGCGACCAUACCAUUUUCCAGCACCAGCAGUGCGAAUGGGAGCGGUAGUUUGAGCGGGUCCGCGACGAGCACAGCGUCCUUGCCGAGCUUCAGCGGGUAUUCUGCCUGCGUCGACGAUUGCAUUGACUCCGCCGUCGCGUUCACGGGGUGCUCUAGUGUCGCUGAUGUCGACUGCUUCUGCGGCAGCGCCAACUCGACCUUCUUCGCGCAGAACCUGACUUCGUGCCUGGCAAUGCACUGCCCAAGCAGCAUCUCGCCGGCCGAGUCGCUUGCCAACCAGUUCUGCGCAGUCGCAUCCCCGAGCACGUCCAUCAGCUUCGCCACCACGUCCCUCUCCGCAACCACUACAUCAUCCAGCGCCUCGGCCUCUCACACCUCCACCUCUGCGUCUCGUACUGCAUCCAGCUCGUCGUCUGCGUCCGCUACCUCAACAAACACGAGUGCUGCAGCGCGGCUGGGACUGGGAGCAGAUGGCAGGAUCAUCAUUGCCUUGGCCGUUGGGCUGGGAUUGGCAGCGCUGGGCGUGCUUAGCGGACUGUGA
Messenger RNA from Fomitopsis serialis, 666 nucleotides. RefSeq lists its product as uncharacterized. NCBI's taxonomy places the organism in Eukaryota, Fungi, Basidiomycota, Agaricomycetes, Polyporales, Fomitopsidaceae. The record is from RefSeq and is a predicted model, not a curated record. The transcript has 3 exons. Bases 1 to 666 code for a protein of 221 amino acids.